Pseudomassariella vexata is the source of this 2058-nucleotide messenger RNA. Its product is annotated as alkaline serine protease. Gene Ontology annotation, biological process: proteolysis. Lineage: Eukaryota; Fungi; Ascomycota; Sordariomycetes; Amphisphaeriales; Pseudomassariaceae. Gene Ontology annotation, molecular function: tripeptidyl-peptidase activity; serine-type endopeptidase activity. The record is from RefSeq and is a predicted model, not a curated record. The coding region runs from base 1 to 2058 and encodes 685 amino acids. The transcript is spliced from 8 exons.
AUGAAGCUACUCAAAUAUCUUGUUCUCGUCCCCUUAGUGACAUUUGAGAUAUUGGCAUCACCGUCAUUAAGCCAUGGCGUCGAGACUUUCAAGUACGAGAUUCCCGCCAAGCGGACGAUACCCGGUUCCCACAUCCAACACGAGAAGCGUACCGAAGAACAGGGAAGAAGAUGGGUGAAAUUUUCACAAGCACAACAUGAUGCCAAACUGCCCAUGCGCAUUGGUCUGAAACAGAGAAAUCUUCAGGAGGGUCAUGAUCUCUUGAUGGACAUAUCGGACCCCAACUCAGAGAGCUAUGGCAAACAUCUCUCUGCGGCUCAAGUGAUUGAUCUGUUCGCGCCGUCUGAUGACAGUGUCGAUGCGGUCACCCAAUGGCUAGUAACAUCGGGGAUCCCGCGGUUUACGAUUUCGCAGUCUUCGAACAAGCAGUGGAUCCAGUUCGACGCCCCCGUACGGAAGGUUGAGGAAUUGCUGAUGGCAGACUACCAUGUCUACAAACAUAGAGACACCGGGGUCAAGAAUGUGGCCUGUGAAGAAUACCAUGUCCCCAAAGGGGUUCAGGAGCACAUUGACUACAUUACACCUGGAAUCAAGCUGAUGGGUUUCGGGGAUCCACAAGACCCUAUCAUGGCGAAAAGGAGUACGGGUCCGGAUGGACAGGGACCGGCGCGGUUCGCUCUACCGGUGGAAACAGUGCCUGCGAAUAGUCCUAUCAAGUUGAACGGCGACUGCGACAGGUACAUCACACCAGAUUGUAUCCGAAAUCUCUACCAGAUUCCCAACGGCACAAAAGCCCACCCCGACAAUAAGAUGGGAAUCUUUCAGAGCCUGGGCCAGCACUAUGCACAAGAAGACCUUGAUACCUUUUUCUGGGCUUUCACAGAAAACAUUCCCAACGGAACACACCCCGAGCUCCGGUCCAUCAACGGCGGUGAAGGCCCAGCCAAGUCGAUUAGCUCAGCGGGCGCCGAGUCGAAUCUCGACUUUCAAAUGGCUUACGGACUGAUCUGGCCUCAGCAGACGGUCUUGUUUCAAGUAGACGACGAGUACUAUCAAUACAACCAGACGACGAGUAACACACCGUACCGUGGUUUCUUCAACAACCUCUGGAAUGCCCUAGACGGCUCCUACUGCCUCUCCACCUCCUUCAACGAGACGGGAAACUGCGUCCGUCCGGCGUGUCUCGACCCCUCCUACCCGAACCCGAACCCGGGCGGGUACCAGGGCGAGCUUAUGUGCGGUGUCUACUCCCCCACCAACGUCAUCUCCAUCUCCUACAGCGGGGGUGAAAUCGAUCUCCCGGCCUCGUACCAACAGCGCCAAUGCGCCGAGAUCAUGAAGUUGGGUUUGCAAGGAACGACGGUUCUGAUUGCGUCGGGGGAUAGCGGGGUGGCUAGUUUUAGUGGGGAUCCGUUGCCGGACGGAUGUGUCGGCGAAAGACACGAGGUGUUCCAUCCACAGUUUGUGGCCAACUGUCCAUAUGUGCUUGCGGUAGGAUCGACGUACCUCCCGUCCGGGAAAUUUGAAGCUGCGGAUGAGGUGCCAACGGAGAGAUUUGCGAGUGGAGGGGGGUUCUCAAAUGUGUUUGAUCGGCCCGCGUGGCAGGAAAGACACGUCAAGGGGUUCCUGGCGAGUGCGAAUCUGAGUUUUGAAGGAUAUGAGGGUGGUGGAGAGAAUUACAGUAAUGUUUAUUCGGGAAAGGGGCGGUACAAUAAGCUGGGGAGGGCGUAUCCGGAUGUUGCGGCGAAUGGGGACAACCUUGUUAUCUCACAUGGAGGGGAGUUGAUUCGUAUUGGGGGGACGUCGGCUUCGUGUCCGUUGUUUGGGAGUAUUUUGAACUUGAUUAAUGAGGAGAGGCUAGCAGUUGGGAAGAGCACGGUGGGGUUUGUGCAUCAAGUUCUGUAUGAACAUCCGGAGUUGUUUACCGACAUCACCACUGGGAAUAAUCCGGGUUGUGGCACAAAGGGAUUUCCGGCCACCAAGGGAUGGGAUCCUGUUUCUGGAUUUGGGACUCCCGUGUACCCCAAGUUCUUAGAACUAUUCAUGAGUUUACCCUAG